UCAACGAAUCAUGAUCCCAACCCUCCUCCUCUCCCUCCUCCUCUCCCUCCUCUCCCCCUCCUCCGCCGAUGAUUUCUGCGUCGCUGAUCUCUCCCUUCCCACCACUCCCGCAGGCUACUCCUGCAAGAAACUAUCCACCGUCACCGCCGACGACUUCGUCUACUCCGGCCUCCGUUUUCCCGGAAAUCUUACAGAUCCCUUGUUCCAUUUCUCAGUGAACCCCGGCUCCUCCUCCCAGAUUCCCGGUCUCAACGGCCUCGGCAUCUCCAUCGCCCGCAUCGACAUCGCUAAAGACGGCGCCGUCCCUCUCCACUCUCACCCCGACGCCAGCGAGAUCUACAUAGUCACACGGGGCACCGUGAUUGCUGGUUUCAUCUCCUCCAAUACUGUCUACUCUAAAAGCCUAUUUAAGGGAGAUGUGAUUGUGUUUCCUCAAGGCCUACUUCACUUCCAGGUAGAGGCGGGCCACGAGCCGGCGCUGGGAAUUUCUGCAUUUAGUAGUUCGAACCCGGGACUGCAGUUUACGAGCCGUUCGAUUUUUGGGAACUCUUUGCCGUCGAAGUUAGUGGAGAAGGUGACUUUACUCGAUGAUGGGGAGGUGAGGAAGCUGAAGAGGGUGUUUGGGGGGAGUGGAUGAGGGCUAGUACGCUAGCCGGAACUGUGGAGUUGAUCUUGAAUAAUGAGCUGUUUGA
Phalaenopsis equestris is the source of this 692-nucleotide messenger RNA. Its product is annotated as germin-like protein 8-14. The transcript has 2 exons. Gene Ontology annotation, cellular component: cell wall. The record is from RefSeq and is a predicted model, not a curated record. The coding region runs from base 11 to 637 and encodes 208 amino acids. Lineage: Eukaryota; Viridiplantae; Streptophyta; Magnoliopsida; Asparagales; Orchidaceae. Gene Ontology annotation, molecular function: manganese ion binding.